Balaenoptera ricei (Rice's whale) is the source of this 6215-nucleotide messenger RNA. RefSeq names its product TraB domain containing (gene TRABD). The record is from RefSeq and is a predicted model, not a curated record. NCBI's taxonomy places the organism in Eukaryota, Metazoa, Chordata, Mammalia, Artiodactyla, Balaenopteridae. The transcript has 12 exons. Bases 3650 to 5047 code for a protein of 465 amino acids.
CGGGCGUGAGGGGCAGGGUCCCCUCCUCCCCAGGCGGCGGCGGCAGGGUCUCGGUGGAGACCCUGGGCCCUUCUGCGUGCCGGAGGCCUCUGCCCUUCAAGCUGAGCAAGCAGGGCUGCCAUAUGGGCAAAGGAGACCAAACUUCCGAGGCCUUGUAGGUCUUUACUUACCUUGUUUCUGUGAAGAGCUUUAUUGAGACAUAACUUACAUGCCAUAAAGCACCACAGAGUUCACGUAUGCGUCUUUGUGAAAACUGUCCCGAGAAAGGAAACCAAAGCACACCGAAGACAGCGAGGAACUCGCUCAGAAGUCCUCGGCUGACUUUGGGCGUCAGGGCAGCCUCGUCAGGAGAUUGAUGGUUUCCAGGUUGAAUCCUCCUGGCUUUCGGGGUCCCCUGGAGAGGAAGAUGUCCAGGCCACCAGCUCGGCGCCCUCCUGUGCAGGCUCCACUCUCCCUGGGCCUCUCCCUUUUGCCGCUGUUGCCCCCUUGUGUGGCUGGGAGGGAGCCCUGACCUUGGGGCCACUGGUCAGCCUUACAGGAUGGCGGUGAUGUUGCAGCCAGGAGAGGGCCUGGCACGGUGGGCGGGCAGGCCCCUACCCAGCGCCCUGCAGUGGAGGUCAGUGUGGGGACCCAGCACUGGGUAGAGUCUAGGUUCCAAGAGGGUUGACCAGGUGUGGUAGGCUUCCGGCUCAGGUGUGAGUUGGCAUGUGCCCUCUACCCCCAUCCUACCCUCGGCCACACCGCCAUAAAGCAGAGCCUGCCAGACCCAGGAGGGUCUCCGGUGGCCAAGGUGCCCAGGCUUCAGAAGUGGGGAUGGAUGUAGGGGGUCAGGGCUUUGGGCCACACCCUGCUGCCUCCCAGUGCUCCAGCCCGCUAGUCUGUCCAGUUUGGAACCCUUGGCUUUGUGAGCAGGCCUAGUGGGUUGGUUGGGAGAUGGUUUUUCUGGGAACUCCAUCAGCUCUUGGUCUGGGCGGCAGUUUCUGGCUUCCUAAUUUUUAGAGGGAUGAAUGAGAGAGAAUGGCUGUCUUAUCCUGCUCUGCAAUCAUGACAAAAUACCACUGAAGGGGGCUUAACGGUUUUCUCACAGUUCUGGAGACGGAAGAGGCAAGAUCAAGGUGCUGGCUGAUUUGGUUGCUGGUGAGGGGUCUUUCUUCCCGGCCUCCAGGCAGCUGCCUUCUCACUGUAUCCUCACCGGGCCGCUCUCCCGGGUCUCUUCCCAGGAAGGCUCUGAUCCCAUCCUGGGGCACAGCCUCAUGACCUCACCCAACCCUCACCAUCUCCCAAAGUCCCCGCCUCCUAAUUUCACCCCCACUGGGGUUAGGGCUUCAAACUGUGAGGGGACACAGUUCAGUCCAUAGCUGUUCCUGGAAGGGGACAGCUGCCUGGGCUGGGCAGGCGGGAGCUGUGGCCUGCCACUCAGCCCGCACUCUCCGGUGUCCUCAGGUCUGUCCUGCCAGGGGCACCCAGCAAACCGUUUCCUGUGCUGACACCCCAUCCAGCAAGAGCACCUUGACACGUUCCCUGGGGGUCCCUAAUGCAGGUGGGGCUCUCCCUGCCCUGUGAGCAGGUGCAUUCUCUGGUGAACCCGACAAGAUCGGUCCUCACGGGGGUCAGGGAUUCCCUCGGGUCUGGAGCUCGUUUUCCUAGAAGCGUGUGGGUGUCAUCUGCGUGGAGCCAGAUAAGGGUGGCGUCCCUCUCUGUGGACGAGUCUCCUGAAACCAGGUGGCUGGUUCUCUUCAUGCCCCAGCAGAGGGAAGCUGAGGUGACAUCUCAGUGUGGCACGCCUCGUGCUGCUCGUGGGAUGGCUGGGUGGCUGCUCUAACCACCUCACCCUAAAGGCAGGAGCUAAGAGCCUGGCGGGUUGGAACGACUUGCCCGAGGCUGCGCCGCGCCAAGCAGCAGCCUGAGAUCUGGCCAACCCUGUAGCCGUCCCCCGCAGCACGGGUGCUGGCAGCCGCCUAGAGGACUGGCCUCGGUGGCCAGGCUCGGGAGGCCUCUCCCCUCCCGCCGCUGAGCCUGGUGCCUCCCCCCCAGGCCGUGCUCCGUGGACCGUCCGGCUCAGCAGUGACACCUGUUGGGGGCGGUGAGCACCUGGACCGGGCAGAAGGGUCUGCUUCGUGCCGGGCUCCCCAGGGUCUCGGCGGUGGUGGCCGCGGCGGGGCCAGGUUGCCGGGCGGAAGCCUGGUUCCGGCCUCCCUGGGGCUGUGCUGGCUGGUGGGAGCUGGGCGCUGGAGCCUGGAUUUAGGAGGGGGCACAUCGAUCUCCCCGCGAGGGUGUUAGCCUGGGGUCUGCUGGUCGCUGCAGCCUGUGGUGGUGUGAUGAGCUGCCAGGACCCGUCGUCCAGAGAUUUUGUGGCCAGAAACACAGCCUGCGGGUGUGGGAGAUGGAGGCCGGGCCCAGGGUUCUAUGGCGUUGGGCCCUUUGCUCCCCUCCCGUAAAUAUUUAGAGAGGCUCGGGUCCCAGCCGUAAAUAUUUGAAAGUGCAUCAUGGUGAGCGGGGCUCCCUAGGGGAGGAGGGAUUGAUGACCCACUGAACUUACUGAUACGUCCUACAAGGGUAUCAGCAGGGGCCCUGGCUGAGGUUGCAGGAAACCAGGAUAUUGGGAAGUGUGUGCAUGUGAUAACAUCAGAGAGACGCUUCUCAGAAUCACGGGCUCUUGGCCCUGAAGGGGCCUCGGUGGCCUUCCUGCCUGACCCCUCCCAGGCCAGGCGCCCACCCCAGCGAGAUCGAGGGGACCUGGGUCCUGGUGCUGCGGUUGGUGGCCCCGCCAUCUCGGGGCUCAAGGCUCGUCUGCCCCCUGGGGACAGAGGUGCCUUGCAUCAGUGGAGCGCUUUCGUCUGUGAAGUGGGAAGGAGGCGGCCCCGGGAGUGGUGAGGCCGGGUGAGCCGCUGCCCGUGGGGACCGGGCGCCCCCGGCGCUGCUGCUCCUUCCCCGAUGGCGGGGCGCCCGGGGGCCCAGGCCGGGCUCAGACCCCAGAGCCGGCUCCCCUGCCCCGUGCAGAGGCCACGGCUCUGCCUGCCACCCUUCUCUGCUGGCGGGCCUGCCCCCUUUUGGUCCUGAGCCAGUUUCUCUUCCAGACCCUUCCCCCAGCCUCAUUUCUUCCAGAAGGCACAGCCGUCCUGGGAUGGGCUGCCCUGCGCUGAGCCACUUGCCCGAGCCGGUCCUCCCGGCCGCAGGCGAGGAAGCGGAGCUCCCAGCGGGCCGGGAACAGAGCCCGGGUUAGGGUUGGGCUCAGGGUCACGGGGUGCAAGAGGGAAGGACCUUGACCUAGCGUCGUGUUUAUUUAUUAUUUGUUUUUCCUCUUUGUUGUGAAAGUGCAACAGUGAAACUGACAGGCGCCCCAGGGGUGUCCCACUGCCCGCAUGGGGCCUCCUGGCACAUCCCAUCAGUUCACGUGUGACAGACACGGACUCUAAAAACCCACGAUACGGCGCCCACGACUGAAACCAAAUUAGAGUCGUUCCUCACGGGACGGUCUCCAGUCACCUGUCAGGUUCUCCCGCGGGCCCCUCCUGCGGGUGCCAAGCCCCCUGUCCUUUGGCGGCCAGACCCCGGCUCUGUACUCAGAGCUGGAACCGGAGGCUCUGUCAGACUCUGGUUUGAGUUUCUGGCAGGAUUUUAGGAGGUUCGGGUGACGUCCGUGUGGCAGAUGUCCAGGACAACGUGUCCCGGGCCCAGCGCGGAUCUUCUCUCUGAAGAAGUCUCGGUUCUCAGUGAGGCCGACACACACCUGUGCUGUUCGCCGUCCCUCCCCCUCCUCCUCCUGAGUCUGUGCCGACGCCUGUGUGAUGCUGCUGGUGACACGUAUCGUCACCACAUGUGGCUCCUGAAAGCGGGGCUGCAGCCGCACCGCCUUCCGCGCCAGCCCAGCACACAGGCUUCACUGGUCGCCGCCGGCAGCCGCCGCCCCGCCAUGGAAGGGCAGGAGGAGCAGCCCCCUCGCGAGGCCAACACAGAGCCCAUCGUGACUUCAGGGGGUUCGGAGGUGGUGCCCAGGGUGCUCCCCGGAGAGCCCCAGAACCUGUCCGACGUGGACGCUUUCAACCUGCUCCUGGAGAUGAAGCUGAAGAGGCGGCAAGAGCGGCCCAACCUGCCGCGCACGGUGACCGAGCUGGUGGCCGAGGACGGGAGCCGCGUGUACGUGGUGGGCACGGCCCACUUCAGCGACGACAGCAAGAAGGACGUGGUGAAGACCAUCCGGGAGGUGCAGCCCGACGUGGUGGUGGUGGAGCUGUGCCAGUACCGCGUGUCCAUGCUGAAGAUGGACGAGCGCACGCUGCUGCGUGAGGCCAAGGAGAUCAGCCUGGAGAAGCUGCAGCAGGCCGUCAGGCAGAACGGGGUCAUGUCGGGACUCAUGCAGAUGCUGCUGCUGAAGGUGUCCGCCCACAUCACUGAGCAGCUGGGCGUGGCCCCCGGCGGCGAGUUCAGGGAGGCUUUCAAGGAGGCCAGCAAGGUGCCUUUCUGCAAGUUCCACCUGGGCGACCGGCCUAUCCCCGUCACCUUCAAGAGGGCCAUCGCCGCCCUCUCCUUCUGGCAGAAGAUCAAGCUGGCCUGGGGCCUGUGUUUCCUGUCGGACCCUAUCAGCAAGGAUGAUGUAGAGCGGUGCAAGCAGAAGGACCUGCUGGAGCAGAUGAUGGCCGAGAUGAUCGGCGAGUUCCCCGACCUGCACCGCACCAUCGUGUCUGAGCGGGACAUCUACCUGACCUACAUGCUGAGGCAGGCGGCCCGGCGCCUGGAGCUGCCUCGCGCCUCCGACGCCGAGCCCAGGAAGUGCGUCCCCUCCGUGGUGGUGGGCGUCGUGGGCAUGGGCCACGUCCCUGGCAUCGAGAAGAACUGGACCACCGACCUCAACAUCCAGGAGAUAAUGACUGUCCCCCCGCCGUCCAUCUCAAGCAGAGUGUCCUGGCUGGCCGUGAAGGCCACCUUCUUGGGCCUCCUGGGCUACGGCCUGUACUGGAUGGGGCGCCGUGCCAGCAGCCUGGUCUUGUCACUGCCUGCCGCCCAGUACUGCCUGCAGAGGGCCUCCGAGGCCUGGCCACACAAGUAGGAAGGACAGAGCGAGCCACCACGUCCGUCCAAGGGGCUGCCCGCGGCUGCUCCUGUGACACGGCCGAGGGGCACGGGGGGCCGGCCCCCUGAGGAGCUCCGGGGUGCCACCCCCCAUGGGGGUCCGGCCUAGCCUCGCCUGCCCUCUCCCAACCGCCCAAAUAAAGAAUUAUUUCACUGUCUGAGCUCGGGCUUCCCAGCAGCCCCCCUCCACCCUCUCCCUGCGGGCCGCUAGGAAGUUCACCGGCCCGGGGUGAGCUGGCGGGGGAGGGGUGAGGCGCGGUGGGCCGCAGCCGGCCAGCCCCUACCUCACUGUGCCUUCUCUCCGCGUCGCAGGGGGCACCUCGCGGGGGUGCCGGGCCAGCACGCUGGCGAAGGGCAGCUUGGCCCGUGCAGCCCUUCGGGUGGCUCCUUGGCGCCCCCUGAGGGGGCGGUGGCCCCGGGUGAGCGCCAGCAACAGCUGUGCCUACAGAGGUUGUGUGUUUCUGGCUCUUAAAAGUGUCUGAAACUUUUCUACUCAGGUAAUUUUAACUUAAAACAAACUGAAAUAAAUGUCAGGAAAUACUAGCCUUAAAUCUGGUUGGGGCAGAGAACAUCUUUCUCUUGGAGUCUCGGUCCCAGGAAGACGGGGGCGGCGAGGGUCAGUAUCGGCCAUGGGCAGCCAGGCUGGCCUCCAACUGCUGCCCGUCCGGCUGCCCCCGUGGUCUACCUCCAGCCGUGGGGGGCCCAGGGCCGCCACCGUCUCGGGGUGGAGCCUGCCUGGCCCGCGGGCGGUUGAACCUGCUUCCUGUGCAGCUGGUGGUGGGACCUGGGGGGUCACCCCGACCCUCAGUGGAUGGGUGGCAGUUGUCCACCAGGGCCCGCCAGUUUGCACAGGAACCGCCUUGGGUGCAGCUGGGCCCAAGGUCGAGCUGGCCCCACACAGCACUUGACCCCGGUCAUUACCUGUUUGCGUCGUGUCCUGGUCACCUGUUUUCGACGUAGCAUCUGUGCAUCCCAUCAGGGGCCCAGGGCCACGUUUGGUUGUAUCUGUGUUGACUCAGUGUCUAAAUCAGGUGAAACCCACGGCCACAAUCUGGGCCGGGGAGCCUUGGGCUGGGCCAUGUCCUUGUCAUUCACACGCUCGUGUACACGUCCCUUAGAGACUGAAAUAAAAUCUAAUUUUGGAA